Messenger RNA from Cyphellophora europaea CBS 101466, 1068 nucleotides. RefSeq lists its product as uncharacterized. The record is from RefSeq and is a predicted model, not a curated record. Bases 1 to 1068 code for a protein of 355 amino acids. The transcript is spliced from 4 exons. Lineage: Eukaryota; Fungi; Ascomycota; Eurotiomycetes; Chaetothyriales; Cyphellophoraceae.
AUGUAUCCCAUACUACUUCUAGGACUUAUUUGGCUAACGGGCAAUGCGCAGGCGCACCCCACCUCGUACUCGCCUAGGUCCUCCUCGAACGUCGUCUCUAUCGCAAAGACCAACUUCCUUGGCACCGUGCGAAGUGCAACUACGCAUGUCACCCGUGAUCUCGGCUUCCAAGGGCAGAUCGGUCAAUAUGUCCUUCUCACCUACGGCGAUACCAUGUAUAGCGAUGGGAACUAUAGCGACCACUGGCGCGGCAUGACCAGUGACUCGGUCGCUCUUGCCACCAAAAACCCACUCGUUGUCAUCGAUCCAAACCUGGACGACGAUGGCUAUCCCAAACAGUUCUGUCCGGUUGUCAAACACUUUGGCGAGGACCCGGCUGAGUGCGCACUUGGUAUCACGAAUGUGGUCGAGACCGAGCCUGGUCAAGGCAUCUUGUACUUCCUCCUCAACCACCGCCCUGGCGGGAUUAACAACCUCAAAGGGGCAGGUGUUGCGACCGUAGCCCUAUCCGACACUUAUCCUCCAGUUCCGUCCGUCAAACGCCUGGGACAGUACUGGUGGGACGGCGAGACGGAGCCUUGGUACGGCGAUGUCGGCGCCAUUCGUACCAACGGGUACAUAUAUUCCUAUGGGCAUGCUAAGGACAACCCAUGGGUAUACCUGGCACGCGUACGUUGGCAAGAGGUCACAUCGCUUGAUGCGUAUGAAUACUGGAACGGCGAUAACUUCCAGAAAGAGCGGCUGAAGACCAAGGACAUCGGCGAGAAAGAAAGUGUUUUCUGGCAGAUCAACCAGGGCCAGGUCAUCUGGUCGGAGCACUUCAACGAAUAUCUUUUUGUCUACUGUGACAACUUUUGGAACAGCAAAGUGCAAGCUAGGCGCGCACCGGCUCCCGAAGGCCCUUGGUCGGAAGCUUUUGAGCUUUAUCAAGCCCACCCGAUCACAGAGGGCAGCACCUGCUACGCAGCCGUGCCUCACCCGUACUACGACCCGAGCGGGAAGACACUGGUCGUUACCUUCACGAAUCACCCGAAUACUAUUCAAGCCGUUCGUGUGACAUUUGCUUAG